Molecule: messenger RNA, 1043 nt
Organism: Tuber aestivum (summer truffle)
Lineage: Eukaryota; Fungi; Ascomycota; Pezizomycetes; Pezizales; Tuberaceae
Source: the annotation of a GenBank genome assembly
AUGUCAAAAUUCUACUUCGACUCCCCCGCGUCGACCCCCUCCCCACCCCUCCCCCCCACCUCCUCAUACCGCAGGGCAGCCACGGAGGGGGUGGGGGUGACGGCGAGGACGACGACGACGACAACGACCCCUCCACCCUCCCUUUUCCGGCCCCGCUCUCCCGCAGCGCCUUCUCGAACCUGGAAGCGCCCUUCAAUCCCACGGAAUUCCUCGCGUCGCUAGGGAACAGGCACCAGACGCUGGAGGACUUGCGCGGGGAGUUGCGCGCGCGCAGCAGGGACCUGGAGAGGGAGCUGGUGGAGCUCGUGAACCGGGAUUACGCCGACUUUGUCGGGCUGGGGGGUAGUCUCCUGGGCGGGGAUGGGCGGGUGGUGGAUCUGAGGAUGGGUCUGCUGGGCUUUCGCAGGGAGGUGGCGGCCAUCAUGGGGGCUGUGGAGGGGGUUAGGAGGGAUGUGGAGGCUCAGGUUCGGAGGAGGAGGAGCGUUAGGAGUGAGAGGGUAUGUCGCGUUAUGUCAAUUUCCUCUUUCCUACGAUUCCAUACCUAUUUCGGUGGUUAAGGAAGGGGUGGUGAUGGUGGUGGCUGAUUCGUGCGUGGUAAUUAGACAUUGGCUAGAAACCUACUGACCUUAUCUUACCGUCUCGAUGAAUUGUCGACGUUGCUGCUUAUUCACCCCACCACCACCACCGCUGCCACUUCUACUACUCUAAUCCCCAUCCCAGAUUUUGACCAGGAAGGACCAAGCACCGGCCAUUCCUCAACACCCAGCAUUCCCCGCCUGUCCAGGAUCCUCCUGGGCUACCUGUUCGUUACGAGGAACCUGCUCCCGAGGCUACCGCAGCAGCACCCGUUCGUGAAGAUACAGAUUCCGAGGAUCGAAGUGGUCCGCAGGACGCUCUUGUUGGAUCUGGAUAGCGCUCUCAGGGAGGCUAGGUCGGGCAAGGACUCGGAAAAGGUCCUCGUGUUGCUGGGAUUUUACGCCGACUUGGGUGCCGAGGCGGAGGGCGUUCGUGCGCUCAAGGAGGGGGGGAAGAUGGGGAAGUGA